UCUACCUCAUGGCCAAAUCUACUAUAAAGGGCGAGUUGCUGCUCACAGUUCAAUCUUCAUCCAGCAGCAUCUUCAGCAUCCUCAGCAUUUCAGGUUAUCCCUUCCAGCUUUACAUUCUUCAUCUCGUUGAUCGAGUCCAUUCUUUCCAACUAAUCAAAAUCAAUACACCUUCUCUUUGAAUACCUGCUAGUCAGUCUUUUUACGACAACAUUCAAAAUGCAAUUCACUACCGCCAUCGUUUCCCUUGCUCUCGCCCUUACUGUCGCCGGUCAGGGCACUCAGUUCAUCACUGGACCAUGCACCAGCGACGCUGACUGCGCUGCCGGAUGCUGUGGCUUCAACACUGGCAAGUGCGCCGGUCCAGUCAUCGCCCUCGAGCGUGACGGUGGUUGCGGCUUCGGCUCCGGUACCCCCAACGACAACGCAGCCAAAGCUCUCGGCUUCAACGGUGGCAUCACCAGCGCCUCCAACGGCGGUGCGGUCCAGAAACAGGACGAUACCGCGGCUGGAAACCAAGGAGGUGCUCAACCUAAGGCGGCUGGCACUCAAUUCAUCACCGGAGCCUGCACCAAGGAUGCAGACUGUGCUUCAGGCUGCUGUGGUCGCCGCACUGGCAAGUGUGCCGGUGCCAUCAUUGCUCUUCAGCGUGAUGGUGGCUGUGGCUUCGGCGAUGCCCAGGCUAAUGACAAUGCCGCUAGGGCUAUGGGUUUUACUGGCGGUAUCACCUCCCGUUCCGUCAGCAACCAGGUCCGCGGCAUGGCAUGGGAGAACUAAACGUUCGCUCUUCUCUCAGUCUCAUUGCAUGAGAAUAGCAUAUCAUGUCGAGGUCUUGCACUAGUAAGGUGUAUUGCAUAGCAUUGGUUGGGGCAUUUUGGGUAUCGAUGCAUUGUAAUUGAUAGGUAGCUGGAGCGCGACGCACUUUCCUUGAUAUCCGAAAUCGCUGUGGGAUGCUGGAAUGUUUACAUUGUUAAUAUAUUAGCAAAAAAGUCUGUGAC
Pseudovirgaria hyperparasitica is the source of this 995-nucleotide messenger RNA. RefSeq lists its product as uncharacterized. The coding region runs from base 217 to 774 and encodes 185 amino acids. The transcript has 3 exons. The record is from RefSeq and is a predicted model, not a curated record. NCBI's taxonomy places the organism in Eukaryota, Fungi, Ascomycota, Dothideomycetes, Acrospermales, Acrospermaceae.